This is a messenger RNA of Bradysia coprophila, 1771 nucleotides long. Its product is annotated as F-box only protein 9. Gene Ontology annotation, molecular function: protein binding. The record is from RefSeq and is a predicted model, not a curated record. Lineage: Eukaryota; Metazoa; Arthropoda; Insecta; Diptera; Sciaridae. Gene Ontology annotation, cellular component: SCF ubiquitin ligase complex; cytoplasm. Gene Ontology annotation, biological process: SCF-dependent proteasomal ubiquitin-dependent protein catabolic process.
UUUCUGACAGCAACAACAUUGGUGAAAACGUAGCUCUGUAUUUAUAAGGAAGAGAGGUUUUUGUGGUACACACUUCCGAAAAUAAAAACAAAAAUAAGAAAAGACGAAGUUUCGGUUUGGAUACAAUCCGUGACGAGCUGCAAAUUUUAACGUAAUAAAUCAUCGACAAACUCUCGAUUCAAUUCCAGUUUGUGCUUCAAUUUCUUGUUUUCGAAUUAUGUCGGAAUAUUAUAGUUCCGCAAAGUUCAAAGUAAUUAUUUCAAAUCGUUUAAUUAAUCAAUUUACCAGCCGUGAACUAGCUUGUUAGACUUGAAUGCAAUAAGGAUAAAGGCGGACUACUUUCACAGGACUGUUAUCACCAAUAUAAUCAAGCUCAAUGAACGAUCCGAAUCGCAAUGAUGACGAUGCCGAAGGAGAUUCGUCUCAAAGUUCCGAUAGAGGAAACCAAUUGCUCGAAGAAUUUCGCCAGCAAUGGAAAAAAGAAUUAAAGCCAAAUGAAUCGGUUGCCGAUACAACUGGCGACGUUGAUUGUGAAUCAAGUCAAAAAAUAGACGAGGACAAGGCAAAAUCACUGUUCACCGAAGCGGUUGAAUUGGAAAAGUUGGGUAAAGUUUUCGAGGCAAUGAAUCUAUACCGGAGAGCCGUUCAAAUUGUACCUGACAUUGAGUUUCGAAUUUACGAUGCUGUGAAGCAUCAAACCAAACCACCGAAAACGGAACGGUCAACAGAUGAUCAGCUCAAUGCUAAUUUCAGUAAAUGUGAUACGGACGAUGAAGACUUGGAUGGCGUCGAUUUAAUGGAACGAUUUCAGGUGGCUAUUGCCAAGAGUGAAUGUUUGUUCAGUCGUGCUACCGAUCCCGGAGUUAUUUCAACGGCUGGCUUACAUUUUUCCGACCUUCCGGUCGAAAUCAUUUUUUAUAUUUUGCGAUGGGUUGUUUCUUCCGAAUUAGAUAUGCGUUCGCUCGAACAAAUAUCAAAAGUUUGUCGCGGUUUCUAUGUCUGUGCUAAGGAUCCGGAAAUAUGGAGACUGGCUUGCCUUAAAAUUUGGGGCAUCUAUACCGGUGACUUAGGCGAAUAUCCUUCAUGGCGAGAAAUGUUUCUCAGCCGGCACCGGGUACACUUUAACGGUUGCUACAUUAGUAAAAUGAGCUAUCUCCGCUACGGUGAAAAUUCAUUUCAAGAUCAAUUCUAUCGGCCCGUACAAAUCGUCGAGUACUAUCGAUAUAUGCGAUUCUUCUCCGAUGGCAGCAUGCUCAUGAUGACCACAGCCGAUGAACCAGCCCAAACUGUUGGAAAGCUGAAGAGCAGAAAUGCCAGGAACGAUGUACUGAAGGGACAUUACAGGCUACACGAUGACGUUGUUGUCAUUGUUCUGAAACGAAACCGAACCGCCCAACAUCAAUAUAUGAAACAGUCGAGACGGGGUAGCGUAAUCGACGAUUCAGCAUCGUCCAGUCAGAGUUUCUACUUGGAAUUGAACAUUUUACCGAGUGGCAGUAAACGGCAAUUCAAUCAGUUGAAGUGGAAACAUUAUGCGAUAAUUCAGGGAAAAAAUCAGGUGAAGACUAACUUUGAACUAACGGCGUCCAAGUAUCCGCCAUUAUUAUUUUCGCGAGUGAAAAGCUAUCACUCUUAUUCGGAAAGUCCGUUGCAAUAAAGGAUGAAAAUGAAAAUGAAAUUAAAACUUAAAACCUCCGAUUGGAGGAUGAACUUUUUCUAUUUUUUGUUUUGUUUUUGUUUUGUUGAGAAAUAAAAGAAUUUAACGUUAAAA